UGGCAUUUAUAAUGUAGUGCUCAAGUAGGCAAUUUGAUUCUUGGUGUCGUUCUAGCAAGGUUGAAAUUUGUGGUCUGCUAGAAUUUGCCCUGUGAACGAUUCUUUCGGCUUCAUUCAACAUUGCUUGCCACAAUACAACUUCACAAGACGUUCAGCUAUGAAGUUCGCAAAUAUUUUUCACGGGGCAUUUCUUUUCUCUUUAUUCCACCCUCAAUUGCUUGUGCCAUACAAAACGAAGCAUAAGGCCAGCUAAGCUCUGCCACUUUUCUAUCAGAAGCUCUUGCGAUUCUGUGGGAAAGGGAAGUGAUUUAUCGGGCUAUUGGUCCAGAAUACCGACACAGGAACAUCUCGUGAACUGGGAUCGAAUCCCAAAUAAUGGUAUUGAGGAGCUCUGUGGUAACUCUCGGUGCCCGUUUUGAUGUCCAAAGGGUUCGCUUUUCCUAGGCCCCUCCUGUUCCUCCGCGCCUUAGUGCGUGAGCUUCAAGAAAGCUUUGGACUAUGGACGGAGCUGCACAUAUCCGACGAUAAUCAGGUCCAGCUAAGAUGUCUGUGGCUUUUCCUGAGAAGGAUCAACGCAUCAAAGCCGAUUAUGAGGCUUUUCAUUGGAAUUCGUCUCCCUCGGAUCAAAGCUUCAUCCAUACGUUUGACUAUCAAAUGAAAGCGGCCUGUCAAACUUACGAUGAUAUAUCCGAAGCUAUCUAUGCAAGAAUGAUACAAAACAACAGUCAAAUUGAAUUCUAGUAGUAGAGAGAAUUGGAUGUAGCAUAUCGGCUCAUAUGAGAGAGUUGUUUAUCAAGAUGGGGAAAUCCCACCCUCGUUGGAAUCCUGGCAGGGGCAUUGCUUGAUGAGACGAAGCACCAGUCCAGGCAUGCGAGUGUCUAAAUUUACCAACAUCGCAACUGAAACGCAGCACUUGGACCGUUUCAACCCCUCUCCACGCGGCAAUUGCAAUAACUCAAUUGGCUGCAGAUGUUUAAGGCUUUUCAAAUGCCAGUUCAGCCCCAAGCCAUGAGGUAGGGCAAGAGGUUUUGCCUCUUGCGGGAGGAGAAUUGACCUAAGCCGUGUUCCGGAACUGCAAAUCACUGCCGUCACCACCUCUAUGACCUCCAUAUUUCUUUUCACCCUAAUUGAGAUUUGCCGGUCAACUACAUGUUCACUUAAUACCCCCUUUGACUGCUGCGCAGUCUUUUUCUUUUAUUCACCCAUUGUUGCACUGUGUCUGUCAGCUUCUUUCUGCGACACUCCAGUGCUACGAACGUCACUCGUCCCUCAGAAUGGCUUCAACCAUUGCACUCGCAAUUGCCGGGCUUGCUUUCUACUGGAUCUACUCAAAUGUAACUGGUCUGUACAGGAAUAUUGCUGCGGCAAAACGAUCUGGUCUUCCUUACAUAGUGGCUCCUGUCAACAUUUAUAAUACAGCAUGGUUAAUAACUCACAAGAUAUGGGUUCAGGUGUUCUCGUAUCUGCCAAAGGCGUUAUCAAAAAGCUGGCUGCCAUAUGUAAUGCCUGACUGGGUAUGGGAUCUUCAGUUUCAACCAUUCGAAGAGCGAGGCGAUGUAUUUCUGCAAGUUUCCCCAGGCGCCAUUCAAGUUUGGCUCGCGAAUGCCGAAGCAUUACACCAAGUCACUUCGAGGCGCGAAGCCUUCCCCAAACCGCUCGAGUCGUACAGAAUACUGGAAAUUUUUGGCAGAAACAUAAUCUCAACAGAAGGCGCAGAAUGGAAGCAGCACCGGAAGAUUAUGUCUCCAGGAUUCAAUGAGAAGAACAAUGUGUUGGUGUUUGCAGAGGCGUGCAGACAAGCACAAGGAAUGCUGCGGAAGUGGACCGGGCCAGAUGGCUCCGGAAACAUCACACUUGAAGAGGUGCCAACGGACACAAUGCGAUUGACCUUGCAUAUAAUCAGCCGGAUUGGUUUUGGGGUGCGUCUGCUGUGGCCUGGGGAGAAGCCAGACGAAAAGGAGAGCGCGAGAGAUGCGAUUUACAGCAGCAAUGAUCCUCCUGAGGGACACACCAUGAGUUUUGAGCACGCGCUGGAUACGCUAUUGGGAAACCUCAUAUGGGUUCUUCUAACACCUAAAUGGAUACUGAAACGUCUCCCAUUUAAGAGCUCGCAGGACGCUUAUCAGUCAUACAUCAAUUGGAAACAAUAUAUGAGCGAAUUGUUCGCCCAAAAAGUCGAAGAAGCCCGUGAAGGCAAACACAGCGGAGGCUUGGAUAUUAUGGGUAUGCUCGUACGAAGCUCUUACGGUGAAUCGAAAGGUGCCCAGGGCAGGAAGCCAUCACCAGGUCGUGCCGAGAAGGGAGAAGUGGGCAGACCCAUCCUCUCAGACUCGGACAUCUUGGGCAAUGCAUUCGUCAUGAUUGUUGCUGGUCAUGAAACGACUGCAAACUCGAUCCAUUUUUCAUUGAUGGAGCUAGCUAUAAACCCUGGAGCUCAGCGACUUCUGCAGAAGGAAGUGCAGUCGAUAUUUGGCAAUGAACCUCCUGAGACAUGGGACUACGAUUCGAAUAUCAAUACGCUCCUCGGCGGGAUUGUCGGAGCUGUUCUCCAAGAACAACUGCGCAUCAUGCCACCCGUUAUUGCCAUUCCAAAGCAGGUCUCAAAAUCACAGGAUCAGGUCAUCAUUAUGGAUGGCAAGAAAGUGAUCCUGCCUGCAGGUGCUCACGUGGCGCUCAACACAGUCGGUGUCCACAGGAAUCCAAAGUACUGGCCUUCGCAGCCAUCAAAGAUCUCAGGAAGAUUAAACGAUCUAUAUGACUUCAGGCCGGAGAGGUGGCUUGUAAAAACCACCGCGAGUGGCAAGCAGCAAUGGGACAGUGGUUUGGAAUCAUCAUCAGAAGAUGACGAUUUUGGAGGUUUCACAGGCGAAGAUACAUCCGCGCAACUCUUCCGACCUGCUCGAGGUGCAUAUCUACCUUUCUCAGAUGGAGCUCGCUCAUGUUUGGGGCGAAGACUUGCCCAAGUUAAGGUUAUGGGUGUCCUGUCUGUAAUCUUCCAGAAAUACUCAAUUGAGUUGGCGGUAGACGAAUGGGCAAAUGAUGACGAAGUUGCUAGAAUGACGAACGAGGAGAAGAAAGAGCUCUACAAGAAAGCACAGGAUAAGGCGAGAAGGACGAUUAGGACAGCGACUACACUCAUCACUUUGAAAUUGCAUGAGGCUCCAGGAUAUAUACCUGUUCGUGUAGUGAGGAAGGGCGAGGAGAGAUUUGUUCAUAUUAUUGAGUAACUAGAACUAUGAUACCAAGUUUCAAGAUACCGGAUACUCAUCCCAUGGACGGAAAAAUGCUUCUCUUCUCGUACGAGGGUUUUCGACUGUCUCCGCCGCUUCUGGGAAUGCUGUAAAAAGAAGUGGCUGGUUGGCUUCGAAGUCGAGGGCGAUCAUCAGAAACAUAUGAAAUAACCGCCAAUCAAAACAUAUAGCAACAUGCCUUGCCUC
This is a messenger RNA of Cadophora gregata, 3437 nucleotides long. RefSeq lists its product as uncharacterized. The transcript has 5 exons. The coding region runs from base 1275 to 3227 and encodes 650 amino acids. NCBI's taxonomy places the organism in Eukaryota, Fungi, Ascomycota, Leotiomycetes, Helotiales, Ploettnerulaceae. Gene Ontology annotation, molecular function: heme binding; iron ion binding; oxidoreductase activity, acting on paired donors, with incorporation or reduction of molecular oxygen. The record is from RefSeq and is a predicted model, not a curated record.